Messenger RNA from Plectropomus leopardus (leopard coralgrouper), 1282 nucleotides. RefSeq names its product Epstein-Barr virus induced 3 (gene ebi3). Gene Ontology annotation, cellular component: membrane. The record is from RefSeq and is a predicted model, not a curated record. NCBI's taxonomy places the organism in Eukaryota, Metazoa, Chordata, Actinopteri, Perciformes, Serranidae. Gene Ontology annotation, molecular function: protein binding; cytokine receptor activity.
GACGCACUUCGUUAUCUCUGAACUUUUGAACGAAGGAGCAAAAGAAUAUAGCUGUUCAUAUCUUGCAUAAGUGAGCGUUCACUGUAGUGUUUACAAAGCUACUUAGAGGAACUUUCUCCUGCCUGAAGCACUGAUGGCUGCAACUGUCUGUGGUUUGGGCGUCACUAUGACUGUCCUCAUGUGCGUUCUAGGAGGCCAAGCGCUUGACCUGCUGAGGGUGGCUGCGACAUCGGCAUAUCCUCCCUCCACUCCCACAGUGCACUGCAGGUGUGCGAGCUACCCAAACUUGACGUUUUGCUCCUGGCCUGAACCCUCUCACUCCCCUCCGACACACUACAUUGCCACCUACAGUGAGAGACACAGACCGCUGGACACCAAGCCUUGCCACCUCAUCCCUCCCGGCUCGUCGUCUUCUGAUGUGAUUUCAGCAUCAUCACCUUCAUCUGAACAGCUGUGGCACUGUCGCCUGCCCAACCUAAAACUUCUCACUGAGUACAUCAUCAACAUCACCGCAGUUUCCGCUGGAGAAAGCAGCCCCCAUUUAUCAAGUUUCAUGAUGGAGGAUAUAGUGAAACCAGAUCCUCCUGUAGAUGUCCGGGUUUCCCCUCAUAAUGCCAGAAACCUGCUGGUGGAGUGGGCUCCUCCCCCGUCUUGGGCCUACCUGGACAUCUUUCCCCUGAAAUACCAGAUUCUCUAUCAGUGGGAAAACAGGGGCAACCCAAAGACUGUAAAUCUGGGUCCAUUUGAGAGCACCAAGGUUGAGCUGAGGGGGCUGACCCCAGGAAGGACCUACCUGUUCCAGGUGUGUGCUAAAGAGCUGCUGGGUCUGGGCAAGUGCAGCGACUGGAGCGCACCUGUAAAAAUCACCAUACCAAGAAGGAAAUUGUAGAAACCUUCUCUCUCUCCCACUGUUUUAUUUAAUCCUCUCUUUCAAAGCUAAUAGUGAAGUAAAGCUGAAGAAACGCAGACAGCUCGCAUCUUUUAACUGCACAAACAAUGCAAGCAACAGUUAAUAAUAUUUUGCUUUAUUUAUAAAGGAGUACAUGGAUAUUAUCUGUACAGUGUACACUCAGCAUUUCUAUUUAAAACUGUAUCAUAUUUUUUGUAUAUCUUUUGGCGUGAGCCAUUUGUCUUUGGAGCAACUGAUAAUAUAAUAACCAUACUGUAAGGUUAUUAAUCAGAAUGUCUGAUGGUCUGAUUAGUUUUUACCUGACAAUUUAUGACACUCUUUAAAACAUAUUUUACUAUAUUUGAAGCCUUUUAAACCUGGAUUAAGAUCAGU